Messenger RNA from Rhopalosiphum maidis (corn leaf aphid), 732 nucleotides. Its product is annotated as bleomycin hydrolase-like. Gene Ontology annotation, biological process: proteolysis; response to toxic substance; L-homocysteine catabolic process. The record is from RefSeq and is a predicted model, not a curated record. Gene Ontology annotation, molecular function: cysteine-type aminopeptidase activity. The coding region runs from base 1 to 732 and encodes 243 amino acids. Gene Ontology annotation, cellular component: cytoplasm. The transcript is spliced from 4 exons. NCBI's taxonomy places the organism in Eukaryota, Metazoa, Arthropoda, Insecta, Hemiptera, Aphididae.
AUGUCUAUUGUGUUCAGAAUUGUCGGAGUAUGUUUGGGCAUUCCGAAACAGACCUUUAAGUGGUAUUAUCGCACAAGUGCUAAUGAACCUUUACUCUACUCCGAUAUUACGCCGCUUGAGUUCUACAACACAAUGGUCGAGCCGAUUUUUCACCUCGAAGACAAGGUCUCUUUGAUAUCUGACCCAAGAGCCAAUAAUGAAUUCGGUCGAUUGUACACGUUGGAUUUGGUCGGGAACGUUAUAGAAGGCUCUAAAAUCGCGCGCAACAAUCAACCUAUAGAAGUGUUGUUGGAAGCGUGCAAACAAUCGAUCGCCAGGCUUGGCGAACCGGUUUGGUACAGUUGUGAUGUGAACCAGAGAUUUUCGAACGAACUUGGGCUUGAAGACUUAAGACUACAUGACAUAGAGUCAAUAUUCGGUACCGAUACAUCAAUUCCGAUGACCAAAAGUGAACGAAUUUUAUCCCACGAUUCAUAUCCAACGCACGCAAUGGUAUUGACUGGAUUCUAUGAAGAAAACAAUGAAGUUACACGGUGGCGCGUGGAAAAUUCUUGGGGUAUACACAAUACGGACAUGAAAGGGUAUCUAAUGAUGACCACAGAAUGGUUUAAAGAAUACGUUUUCGAAGUUAUUGUCGACAAGAAAUUACUGCCAAAAUGUGUUCUGGAUGUAUUUAGUCAGGAGCCAAUAGUAUUACCCGUUUGGGAUAAGCUCGCGGAUCUCGUUAAUUAG